Messenger RNA from Beta vulgaris subsp. vulgaris (sugar beet), 2226 nucleotides. RefSeq names its product probable nucleolar protein 5-2. The record is from RefSeq and is a predicted model, not a curated record. NCBI's taxonomy places the organism in Eukaryota, Viridiplantae, Streptophyta, Magnoliopsida, Caryophyllales, Amaranthaceae. Gene Ontology annotation, cellular component: small-subunit processome; box C/D methylation guide snoRNP complex. Gene Ontology annotation, molecular function: snoRNA binding.
GAUGACCCGACCCAAAAGAAAAAACGGGGCAGCCUAUUAUAAACCUCCAUUAUUAUUAUUCGUUCAUGCAUCUGUAAAACCCUUACAAAUUACAAUACCCCUUUUUUUUUUAUCAUCUUUCUUCCUCUUUUUCUCUGAUUGUUUUUCUGGGGUGGUGAAAAAAAGAGUUGAAAUUUGAGGAGCUUAUAAAAAUGUUGGUGUUGUUUGAAACUUGUGCGGGGUUUGCUCUGUUCAAAGUUUUAGAUGAAGGGAAACUUUCUCAAAUUGAGGAUUUGUGGAAGGAGUUCGCUGAUGUUGAUUCAGCCAAAAAGGUGGUAAAGCUGAAAGCAUUUGACAAGUUUGAAAAUACAGCGGAAGCUUUAUCAGCGGCCACUUUGCUGAGCGAAAGCAAACCUAGUAAAGGAUUGAGAAAAUUCCUGAAAGCACACUGCAAGGGUGAUACGUUAGCUGUUGCUGAUUCUAAACUUGGGAGUGCUAUAAAGGAGAAACUGCAAAUUGAUUGUCUUCAUAAUAAUGCUGUGAUGGAGCUCAUGAGAGGAGUGAGAAGUCAGUUAACUGAACUUAUUUCUGGCCUUGGAGCUCAAGAUUUGGCUCCAAUGAGCUUGGGUUUGUCUCACAGCUUGUCGAGAUACAAGUUAAAGUUCAGUCCUGACAAGGUAGAUACAAUGGUCGUUCAAGCUAUUGGCUUGUUGGAUGAUCUUGACAAAGAGCUUAAUACAUAUGGAAUGAGGGGUCAAGAAUGGUAUGGCUGGCAUUUUCCGGAGCUUGCAAAGAUUGUUCCAGACAAUAUACUUUAUGCUAAGGUUGUGAAAUUGAUGGGAAAUCGUGUUAAUGCGGCGAAGUUGGACUUCUCUGAGAUAUUGCCUGAGGACGUUGAGAUAGCACUUAAAGAGGCUUCCAUGAUUUCUAUGGGAACUGAAGUCAGCGAUCUUGAUUUAACCAAUAUCAAGGAUCUCUGUGACCAAGUUUUGUCUCUUGCAGAAUCCAGAGCUCAGUUGUAUGAUUAUCUGAAAAGCAGAAUGAACACAAUCGCUCCCAAUUUGACUGCUCUUGUUGGUGAGCUUGUUGGUGCUCGUCUUAUUGCCCAUGGUGGAAGCUUGAUAAACCUUGCAAAGCAACCUGGAAGCACAGUACAGAUUCUUGGGGCGGAGAAGGCUCUCUUCAGAGCCUUGAAAACAAAGCAUGCAACCCCUAAAUAUGGGCUUAUCUAUCAUGCUUCCUUGAUAGGGAAGGCGGCCCCUAAACACAAGGGGAAAAUAUCUCGUUCUUUGGCUCUUGCAGCAAAAACUGCACUUGCAAUUCGCUAUGAUGCUCUUGGAGAUAAUCCUGACAACACGAUGGGUCUUGAAAAUCGAGCCAAGCUUGAAGCACGUCUAAGAAACCUGGAAGGUAAAGAACUGGGUCGGUCUGCCGGAUCAGCCAAGGGAAAACCACAAAUUGAAGUCUACGACAAAGAUCAUAAAAAGGGCGUGGGGGCAUUAAUCACACCUGGGAAGACUUAUAAUCCUGCAGCUGAUUCUUUCCUUGGUAAGAAGGAUAUCAAUUUGAUGCCGAUUGAGAAGGAGGUUGAUGUGGCAGAGGAAACAAAGAAGGCAAAGAAGGAAAAGGAGAAAAAGAAGAAGGGUUCUGUUUUGGAUGAUGACAAUGAUGGAAAUUUGGAACCUGAAAGUGAAAAGACGGGCAAGAAAGAGAAGAAGAAAAAGAAGCAGCAGCCAGAGAAUGGAGACCAGAUAGAAGCUAAAGAUGUUCAACCAGAAGCAGAUAAUGAUGAGAUGACGAAAAAGGAAAAAAAGAAGAAGAAGAAAAAGCAGGCCGAGAACGAGGACACUACCGAAGCAGGAGAGAAGAAUAAGAAAAAGAAGAGAAAGCAUGCUGACGAUGAAGCUGAACCUGUGAGUGAGAAGAAGCAAAAGAAAAAGAAGAAGAAAAGCAGCGAAGAUUGAGAUAUUUUUUUGGUGAAUUCUUUCAAAUCUAACAAUUUUGGCCAUCUUCAGCAAGGAGAUGAUAUUUUUCCUAUGUAAAAUUCGCUUUUGCUGAGGUUUUGUUAUAGGAGUUCUUAUGUUAGAGUUAGUUUAGUCGUCGUCUUCCUCAUGUACGUGCAAGAAUGUCUAUAACGAUAUCGGUGACUCUUGUUCGAGAUACUUGUGAGAUUAAUAUUUUUAUAUAUUCAAUAUGAGCCAUUGUGAUAAAUUGAAUGGCUUCAAUAUUGAGUGACAUUGGAGACCA